CGAAUAGAUGAUUUCGAUGGAGCUAUGAAAGGUGUUGGUCAAUGGUGGAGUGCUGAUAGUAUUAUGGAGGCCCCAACAAAGUGUUUGGGAUCCAGAGCGGCAAUUAUACCCCACAGUACAACAUAUACCGAAGAAACAGUACAAAUUGGGAAACUGCACAAAGAAAUUGCAUAGAAAAUGAGUGACGUGGACUUACCGCUGCACCUAGUUGUAUGUAAACUGAAAGAAUCGGAGCGUAAGAUUCGAGGAUGCAAUGACCUCGACGUCUAUAUAAGCGCGAUCCUUCUCAACAAGCAAUCCUUCGUGAAGAAACGAGACUUGAAGGAAAAGAAAGAAGAAAGUAUAGGCAAGGCAGAGACAAGCUGGAAACGGUCCUCCCCGAGAAUUGAAUCAAUGGAUGAUGCCGAAGCCGGGCAAUCUGUACACUUCUGUACAUCACCCCGAAUAUGUGUUCUUGCGUCUGCUUUUAUUUCAAGAUGUAUAUUGUAUAAACUACGAUAAUAGCCUACGGAAACAGAAGCAGUGCGAGUAUAGUAAGUGCAGAGCGAAGGCAAAACAAAUGUGAAAGUAAGAUGCAGAAA
Messenger RNA from Lentinula edodes (shiitake mushroom), 581 nucleotides. RefSeq lists its product as uncharacterized. The transcript is spliced from 2 exons. Lineage: Eukaryota; Fungi; Basidiomycota; Agaricomycetes; Agaricales; Omphalotaceae. The record is from RefSeq and is a predicted model, not a curated record. Bases 178 to 501 code for a protein of 107 amino acids.